GGGAAAAGCGUGUCCGUCUGUCCGCGUUAAACAAAAACGAAACAAGUGAGUUAGUUUGAAAGAGGCAGAGGAAGAAGGGGAAUGAUGAUGACGCGUAGCGAAUAAAUGCACUUUAAACGAUCCCAGCUAAACGAUUGACGAAUUGAGCACAUAUCGGCAACUGAAACAAAAUUGAAAACCCAUUAAAAGAGAGAAAGAGAGAGACGAAAACUGCUUGUGGGCAAUGCAAUCGGAAAAUCUGUAAAUGAGAAACUAAGAGUUGUUGUGUUGUUGUAUUGUUGUUGACGCCAACCGGUCUCGUGCUAAGCUCGACUUGGGUGCGUGCAGUCGCCAAUCGCAGCGCCAGCGCUUGGAGCUUUGUGGUGCUCAACGGUCAGCAGUAAGUGUAAACAAAUAAUUACUUCAAGCGGACACGAAUAAAUUGUUGCCAACUUCAUUCACAUCAGUAGAGCGCGGCACGUCGGUGUGACAGUGCAUUAGUGGCACUGCAAAGGACGCAGGUGCGCACAUUCACGCUCACACAACAUUUGUGACAAAUAAUCAGCGUCUGACAGUCAGGCACCAGGUAGUCGAUGUGUAAGCGCACGCUCCUUAGUGGCUGGCGCGGAGUGGGUCGGAUGCCAAACUGCAACACACAUGCAAGGCGCGCAAAAUGAAUGCAGGGGGUUUACGCAGCACAUGCAUACGCUUGUAAGCGCUUUGCCACCGCGAGCGGAAGCACGCCACAUGGAAGCAGCGCUGAUGUCAGCGGCAGCAGAGGCAAUGUCGGUUUCAGUUGCAUCACAAGAACAGCUGCAACCUCAUCAACACUAUCAACCAGAAGAACCAGAAGCAAAGCCAAAAUCACAGCCAAAGAAGUUGAAUGUAACGAGUCCCUAUAUAAUAGAAAUCGCUGAUGAUGACGUGAAUGCAAAUUAUCCGCCCAAAGCGCACAGAGAUGGAAACACAGACACGACAACAACACAACCGGCGCAGCAGCGGCUCUGCACAUGUGUGCGUAGCACAAACGAUGCGGCAAUUGUGCUGCGCGUCCGCUUGAAUUUAUGCAACGCCAGCGAGGGUCCCUGCACGCUUUCCACCCAAUGCCAGGCGCUGUCACCGUCAGCGUGUCUGACUAGCGCUGCUCCUGUUGCAACACCGGGCGCUACAGUUAGACCGGAAACGUUGGCGACAAAUCAGAGCACAUACUGCACUGUCUGUUGCUCGUUGGUGGCGCGGGGUAGGGCGCGGCACGACGAGCAGGAAGAGAAAAAGUAUUUGGCAGACUGCAAGCGUUGCUGGCCGCCGCCACUGUUCAUUACGCUGGUGUCGCUUCUGGAGAUUGCCGUCUUCGUCUACGAUUACAUGACAGUCAAAAUGUCUGUGACAGCGUUGCCGUUUACGAGGGCCACAGACAUCAGUGCGAACAAACCGUUCGCAGCGAGUGAGUCGUCGCUUAUCUAUCGGCCAGAUCGUCGUCUGGAGAUUUGGCGUUUUGUCUCCUACAUGCUGUUGCACGCGAAUUGGUUCCACCUGAGCUUCAAUGUGGCCACGCAGCUGGUGUACGGGCUGCCCUUGGAGUGGGUGCACGGUUCGGCGCGCAUUGCCCUCAUCUAUUUGGCUGGCGUAUUUGCCGGCUCGCUGGGCACCAGUGUCGUCGACUCGGAUGUCUAUUUGGUGGGCGCCAGCGGGGGCGUGUAUGCGCUACUGGCCGCAUAUUUUGCGAAUAAUCUGCUGAAUUUCGGUCAAAUGCGCUACGGUAUGGGGCAACUGGUGCGCGUCGUCGUAUUCGUUUCCUGUGAUCUCUGCUAUGCACUCUACAAUAAGUAUUACAACAGCAACAACAAUAACAAUGCUGCCCAUGCAAUAGUUAAGAGCAUACCAACAAUUUCGUAUGUGGCUCACCUGAGUGGCGCGUUGGCGGGCUUCACAAUGGGUCUGCUGGUGCUGAAGAAUUUCGACGGUCCUCACGCGCCAUCAUCGAAAACGUUGUGGUGGCUGGCGCUGGGCGUCUAUGCGGCUUUUAUGACAUUCGCGAUUGCGUUCAACCUCGUCAACACGGUCACUGCACAAAUGCUCGAGGCGGAGGGUGAGCUGGUCGAGCAGCGCUUACUUCGUAAUUUGUGCAUUACAUAA
Bactrocera tryoni is the source of this 2115-nucleotide messenger RNA. Its product is annotated as protein rhomboid-like. NCBI's taxonomy places the organism in Eukaryota, Metazoa, Arthropoda, Insecta, Diptera, Tephritidae. Bases 637 to 2115 code for a protein of 492 amino acids. Gene Ontology annotation, cellular component: membrane. The record is from RefSeq and is a predicted model, not a curated record. The transcript is spliced from 4 exons. Gene Ontology annotation, molecular function: serine-type endopeptidase activity.